GCUUAAUGGAGUACGGACACAUCCGGUAAGAUACAGCGCACGCGCAGAGGCAGCGCGUUGCGUAAAGGUUCAGGUGAUAUUUUGUAAAUUAAAUUGGGUCUAAAUUUUUCAGAACAAGUCAGACAAGGUGGGGCAAUGGCAGUGGAAGACGAAGAGAGUCAGAACAAGGGUUUUAAGCUUUUAGGAAUCCUCGACGUCCAGAGCACUCCUUGUUCCAGAGAGGCUAUCCUGCAUGGAGCUGGAGGCUCACUAGCUGGUGGCCUGCUUUAUUUUCUUGCUACGAGUCGGGUGAAAAGGUCUUUUGAUGUGGGAUUCGCUGGUUUUAUGCUAACCACACUUGGGUCUUGGUUUUAUUGCAGGAUGAACAAUGCUAAACUACGUGUGCAGCAGAGGUUGAUCCAGGAAGGCAUAAAGAACAAGGUCGUGUAUGAGGGAACUGUUUUAGACCCCACACAUAAACCCAAAGCAGAAGCACCUUCAGGCCCUUCAUGAUCACCAGCACCAAAACUCAUCUUCCUUCUCAGUAAGGAUUUGGAGAACAUGAUAUUAGAUAUUAUUAUUAGCUAAAGAUUAUUUAAAAGUGAUGUUUUUUGAUGUUGUUUUAGUUUUGUUCAGCAGCAGAACAAUGGAGUCUAUAAAAAGCCUGCUUUAUGAGCAGUUUGUUUUGGAAACAUCAAGCCCUGAGCACUCAAGUCAAGCUCCACCUGAAACAUUUCCAAUGUUUUUUGACUGCUGCUCUCAGCGGGUAUCUGAAUCCUAAAACAAAAUCUCUGGAAUUUUCUUUAUUUUAAAUGUUCCAUCCAAAUAUUGAUAGUAUAAAUUCGGUCAAACCCUGUCAUGCCUAAAUUGAGUCUGUUCUACUGCCUAAAAGUUUAUUCAACUUCUAAAUAAUGUUAGACAGUUACCAGUGUGUUGAUCUCAGUCUGUAAUGUUCCCCUGAAUCUGAACUGUUUGUCAUACUGAACUGGCGUAUGACAUGUUUCUGUUUUUAAAGACUGUAAUAAAGACGUCUGUUAAAAGGCAAAUCUUCUCACAAUCA
Messenger RNA from Mugil cephalus (flathead mullet), 1039 nucleotides. RefSeq names its product cytochrome c oxidase assembly protein COX20, mitochondrial-like. Lineage: Eukaryota; Metazoa; Chordata; Actinopteri; Mugiliformes; Mugilidae. Gene Ontology annotation, biological process: mitochondrial respiratory chain complex IV assembly. The transcript is spliced from 4 exons. The record is from RefSeq and is a predicted model, not a curated record. Gene Ontology annotation, cellular component: mitochondrion; mitochondrial inner membrane. Bases 136 to 492 code for a protein of 118 amino acids.